GUCGCCGCCUGUCAGCCUUACAGCGUACCAUCUUCCCAACUGAAGCCCAUUAUCCUCCCUCUGAACUCAACAGCUCUCAACUAUAAAAUCCUCUCUCUCUCUCUCUCUCUCUAUCUGUGCAAAAAGGUGAAGAUCCUGCAAUAGUACUUCUGAACGCUAGAUUUUCUUGAUUUGAAUCCAAUUUCUCUGCCUCUCGGUGGAUGUGUUGUUGGAAUUGAGCAAAUGGGCAAGUGGAUUCAUCGUCCCCGCCGUAGAUUCUGCCGUCAGGAAAAGCUUCCGGACCCGUCGCCUCUGCCAUUUCACCCCCAACCUCCUCCUCCUUCUGGGAGUCGGCAGGAUGGUGUACCUUAUUGGGAAAAGCAGUACUGCACGUUGGUGGGGUCUAUACCAUGGUGGAAGGUAGUAGAUGCAAAGAAUUAUAUGUAUGGAAGCAGUAUGGUACUCAAUUGGAAUGACUCAGGUGCAGAGGAGGCAUUUCAAAGUGCAAAAAAGCGAUUUUGGGCAGACAUCAAUGGUCUCCCCUUUGACGCAUCUCUGCCUGAUCCAAAUAUUUAUAUUGAUGCAAUAGAUUGGAACCCUAACAUCGAUCCUGCACUCAUUAAGGAAGUGGAUCGAGAGUACUUUGCUCCUGAUGAGGGAGAAGGGGAAGGCAAGAUUGGGCAAACAAACAAGAAGGCAAAAUAUUCAGAUUUUGUUCCUCCCGAUGAACAUAACACUGUCCCUGAUACUCAUACAAAUUCUUGGGAAUGUGACAACAUUCAGGAUAGUGGACAUUUGAUAAAUAAAGCUCCGGGCAGGAACCAGUGGAAAACUAAUCGUGACGACCCUUGGGAACGUGGAAUUACUCAGGGCAAUGGAACUACUGAGACGGAGAAGAAUGCAUGGGAAGAUAGAAGGAAUGAGUCGCGGGGAUGGAACCAGAUGGAAGACAGUAUCACUGCGCCAAAGAGUUGGGAUAAUGGUGUCAAUCCUUGGGAAGGAGGCUGUCAGGAUGUUGCCUCUGUGAAAGGUAGUAGAUGGGCUGAUCCGGUAUCUAAUUCUUGGGGCUGCAACCAGGAGUCAAAGAACUUGGGUCGUGGUGAAAAUUCUUGGAAGUAUGGUCUUAGUCAAAACAGAAAAUCUCUAAAAGAUAGAGAAUGGAGAGAUCGUGGAGGAGAUGAAUGGGGUCAGAAACAGUGGGAGAGCCAUAAUAACCAGAAAAAUAAUUUGGAUUUUGGGAUAACAAAUAGUGGUCGGGGAGCAAGGAACGAUGGUGGCCAUAAGAGGGGACACCCUCACCAGUACAGAUCAGGCUAUAAAAGCUCAAGAUUGCAAGGGAGUGAUUAUCAAACAGGUAACUACUGGAGCAGGGAAAAUAACAGAAAGAGGGUCAGUUUCGCCUAAGAGUAGCGGGUGAUAAAAAACAAGGGGUUGCUUUUUGUUCGUGUGUUUUGAAUCACCAGCUGGUCAUAAUAGAAGCAGAUAUGCAGGCAUGUUCUACAUAUUAUAUGUAUGUCAUUUCUGUUAUCUCAUCUGCGACAGGAAACGGGUAAUUAUGUUCUUCCACAGAAUGCAAUUCGAUGGAUCUUCCGACCUUCCCGGUUUGUAAACAGAAUAUAUCCGAUCAAUCUAUCGUGUUGAGGGUUUUGAAUUUUGAUAAUUACUCUCAACUUUUGCAGCAUGUAUCAUUGUAAAAUUCUUUGAAUGUUAUAUUAUCAGGCCGUUGCCCUGCAGCUACUUUCCCAGAAAGAAGUGAGAUACGUGUAGUGUUUGCUGGAUAAGCUCACAAUACUAAAUUGACUGGCAAAGUUUAUAAAUUUCUUGAUUGGAUA
This is a messenger RNA of Malus domestica (apple), 1811 nucleotides long. RefSeq lists its product as uncharacterized. Lineage: Eukaryota; Viridiplantae; Streptophyta; Magnoliopsida; Rosales; Rosaceae. The record is from RefSeq and is a predicted model, not a curated record.